AUGACGCCCAAACUUCCUAAUGAACUAAUUCUCGAAAUACUUAGUGUUCUAUUUCGAGAUACUAGAGAUUUUAAACAAUUAAUCAAGCUGCGAAUGAUAAAUAAACAAUGGAAUUCAAUUAUUCCGGUUGUUAUUAAUGAUAAAUUACAACGUAAUCAUGCUGAUAAAUAUACUGUUGAAGUUUCGUGGGGAAAUCACAAGUGGUCAGAAUACGUCCUUAAACAACUACGAGUAAAGCCACCCAUAUUACCAACCUAUUUACCUUCACAAAACAUUGUUUACUUCAAUUUCGAACUUGCGCCGAUAUCUUUUAAUGUUAGAGAUAUUAAAGAGUUUAAAUUUUAUUUGUUUUGGAAUUAUCAACCUGUUGAUAAGCACUUUCCUGUUAAUAUCCAAGAAGCCGGAAUAAGAAAGUCUGAAAUAAGGACCAUUAAUGACAAUAGGAAUGAAUUGUGUAUUAAAUGCGAAGAUGGUCAAAUUAGUUUAGUUGAUUGGAGAAUUAAUGCAUGUUCUAUCUUUGAAGUUUUCGAGCUUAUUAUUUAA
Messenger RNA from Dentiscutata erythropus, 543 nucleotides. The record is from the annotation of a GenBank genome assembly. Lineage: Eukaryota; Fungi; Glomeromycota; Glomeromycetes; Diversisporales; Gigasporaceae.